CAUUAGGGCAAUGGACUUGAGAUCAGCGGUCGUUUUGUCCUGCGACAAAAUCAGAUCACCAUGGAGAUGGGAUUCGCAAACAAAUCCAACGGACAGCUCUUCGACUUUGCUAUGCAGCUCAAUAAGAACAGUUUUGCGCUGACGCACGUGGACGCGUUGCGCGUCAACCCACCGCAAUUGCAACCCAACCAACCAAUCGCCCAGGCCACCUUGUUGCUCGGUACGACUGGCCCAGUGCAACGUAUGACGCCAUUGAAUAACUUACAGGUGGCUGUUAAGACUAACACAGGAGUGUUGUUCUUCGAUUGUUUAGUACCGCAUCACGUGCUCUUCACAGCAGACGGUGAAAUGGAACGCGAUGACUUCCUACAGAAUUGGAGGUCAAUAUCGGAUGCCCACGAGCGCCUGACCCAGAUAGAGAGUAUAGCCGUCCCCGAAGAUCGGAUCGAAGACGUGUUGCGUGCCAAUAACAUCUUCACCAUUGCCAAACGCAGUGUGGAUGGGCGGUCGCUGUGGUAUACGUCACUGAAGUACACCAAUGGCAUCUACGUUAUGAUCGAAGUGACUGUGCUGAUGGGAGCGCGAAACGGGACUGUUGCUGUGCGAACAAAGACAGCCGAUGUGGUGGAUGGGGUGACACAGGCGUUCCGGGUCAUCCUAGCCAGCCAAUAG
Messenger RNA from Sphaeroforma arctica JP610, 672 nucleotides. RefSeq lists its product as hypothetical. Gene Ontology annotation, biological process: intracellular protein transport; vesicle-mediated transport. The coding region runs from base 61 to 672 and encodes 203 amino acids. The transcript is spliced from 6 exons. Gene Ontology annotation, cellular component: clathrin adaptor complex; membrane coat. The record is from RefSeq and is a predicted model, not a curated record. NCBI's taxonomy places the organism in Eukaryota, Ichthyosporea, Ichthyophonida.